GAUUUUCUUCUAGACACUCUCAGUCAGUGGAGACUCGGCUGUCACAAUGGCUUCCUUGGAGCUCUCGCAGCACACCAAUGCGGUGGAGAAGUUUCACCAUUUUGACCGUGGCAGUCCAUGCAAUUACUCUAGAUGAACUACACUGCGGACACGACUUAUUUGCGAACCACCUGGAGGUAGCUCGAGACUUCUACUCUUUUCGCAACGACCUCUAUCGCUACAAGCCCUACGAGUUCGAAGACCCGGUGAAUGGCUAUCCAGAGGAGGUCCCCUUCUCUCAUUUACUUCGUGAAGAUGCAGACACACACAUCCAAGCCUGUCCAGAAGCUGUUGCCUUGGAGAUGCUGCUGAAUGCAGAACGACAUCUCUCACUUUUGGCCCGUACGACUCGAACAUCGGACGUUUAUGGAAAUGCCACGGAGGCGUGCAGGAACCAUCAAUUCUUUCAUGAGCUGUACAACACCAUUCCGUUCAAGGAGACGUACAAGGACUUGCUACAGGCAGCCUCCGACCACCUGAUGACAACCUGGCAUCGUCUUGGCUUUCAAGUGGAGAAGUUCUGCGGCCGGAUCAAGGAUUCCAAUGUGGUGCGACCGAGAAUAGGUGAAGUGGAGGUGCACCGGAGGUGCACCAGCCGUGGAAAAGAGGGUUUCGAGAAGAUCCAGGGAGACUCGAUGAGCGGUUGCCGAGUUGAAGGCUUGUGGAAGGAACUACCAGAGGAGUUGCAUCGGCGGACGACCAGACACUUCGAAGCACCGGAAGUGCGUGCUGCCACACGCUGGGUUCCGCGAGGCUACCUCGCCAAACUCUACAACUCCAGCGUCAAAUUCUACUCGGAGACGUGCGAUGUGCCUUUCUUGGACUACCAUCCGUUCCCAAUGGCAACUCUCACAGCUUGCAAAUACUGCAUGAUGGGCUCCAUGUUGAAUUUGCAGCCGACGGACAAGCUCUUUGAGCUGGGCGGAGGUUGUGGCUUAGGGUCCGCUUGGUUGGCCUCAUUCGGUGCCCAGGUGACCAUGAUGGAUCUUUUUGACCACCACUUGGAGGCCGCAGAGAAGCUGGCAAACGAGGUUGGACUUAAGAUUUCCUUGCGGCAAGGCAAUGUGGCGGAGCUGGAUGCGUAUCCAGACGAGUCUUUUGAUGUGGUGGUGGUGAAUGGCGCCAUGAACUAUCUGGGGUCUGCAGCCGCUCCUUGUGCCAUCUUCCGGCGGCACUAUCUCCGAAUGCUUCGACCUGGAGGAGUGAUGUGGUGGGGUGGCCUCAACAAUCCGUUCCUUGAUGACCUUUAUGUAAUCGGCGUUGAAGGAUGGAGCAAAUGCUUUCAAAGCUUGGCGGAUGCUGGCAUGGUGACUUAUACCUUGUUCUCUGAACUGGAAGUUCUUGGCGUUGCCGAAUCCUUUGACCAGCGCGAGUUGAGCUUGAUGCUGACCAAGCAAAAGCCAACAAAAUCUGUGGGCAGCUCCGUGGCUGAGGAGGUGGAUCGUGUGACCGCUGAAGUUAUUGAGAUCUAUGCUUGUGGUGCCGAGAAGGGGGAGCCUUCGAACACGGAGGUACUUGAGGCCGAGCUUCCCGAUGUACCAUGGAGAAGCUUCUUGCGGCGUAGCUAUGUCGCAGGAGCUUCCUAUUGGCCUUGUGUGGAGGAACGCCUCAAACAAAAGCCUGAAGCAACUCCAAUGGGAUUUCCAAUGUGGACCAUUCAAGGCUUUGCCUCUGUCCUGGAGACACAGCACGUGAUGAACUUCCUCAACUCCAGGGCUUUGCCUCCUCAGCCCAACCAGGAGCUUUGGGUGAAUGACAUGAUUGUGCCCACAGGAACAGACGCAGUCUUGGAUGACUUGGAGAUGCGCCUGGAGGAGUUGGGCCUUCCGGCCAGCCACUCUGAUCCCUGGCACAUUUUGAGGUACGAGCCUGGCUAUCGUGCGCAUUUCAAGCACACAGACUGCAAUGUGGAGCAUGGAGACCCUGAGAACGAUCGAUAUGUCACAGUAUUGAUUUGGCUUUCAGAUUGUUGGAACUCCACUUCUCUUUGCAGCGCUGUCAGAACAUCUGAAACUGGUGUGGACGAUUUGGCGGAUGGCGCAACUGUCUUCCCCCACUACGGGCUACGCAUGCGCAUGCCGCGAGGUGGCUUGGUGCUGUACAGCAAUCUGAUGGAAGGUCGUUGCUCUCUUUCCUCUGAGCAUUUUGCUGCUGCGCUGGAUUCAAUGGCACCAGUGAAGGUGGUGCUGCAAAAGUGGUUUUACGCUGCUCCAGUGGAACCUAGCACACCAAAAGUCCCACUGGCGGUGUGCGACAGAGGACCACGUGCGCAGUGCAAGCAUUUCUUUAUGCCCCCUGAGGGAAUGGGAGCACAGAGAGUACAGGAUGCUCUCGCAAGUCUGCAGUGGCUUAUGGGCAAGUCCGAUGAGGGCAGUGCCGAUCAGCAGGUGCAGCUCAUCAUAUCUUCACGUGAGCUACAAGAGCUGAGGGAUGCAUUGGAGCAUCAGGUUGUUGGGAGUUCCUUGGGGCAGUCGCCUCAUUGGUAUGCCAUGUUGGUACUAAGCAACAUGGAGAUGCUGGCUAUGCAGUUCGGCGCCACGGAGAAAGCUCCGUUGCCACGGCUGCGCGCUGCGCUGAAGCGAUGCCCCAGCUGUAUUGAGGUCAUCAAGAGUAACCUGAGGCUGCAUUGAAGAUAGGACCUUUGUUGAAUGUUAAGCCAAUCGCCACUGAGUUGGCUCAGAUCAAGGAGGCUCUUGUUUUUGGAUGCGUCUAUGAGAACGAAGAGUCGUGAAAGUCAGGCAACAUCACUUCCUACAAUUGACAUCGAAGGAAAUGCCAUCUUGGCAUCACAGAAACAAACGUUUGACUCGUUAAGCCAUAUUUUUUUUCACCCAGUGAUUGCAUUGGCAGAGGACAACUCUAAAUUUAAGGCUCCGAAAAGCCAUUGCACGGAGCACCAUUUGAACACACCGAACCGUGUUUCGUUUGUUUUCCUUUUUUCAGCAUGGUUUCAGCUCCUCUGGGCACGUCACGAAGCGAACCACUUCGGAAGCUUUUGGGUUGAAAGGUACACUUGCGGCGCUGCUGUUGUCCGCACAGGUGCGACCAGAGCUCGUGCAGCUGGAGGAGGCACUUGCACUCCUCAAGCGGCUUGCUUUGAUGGACACACCAGAAGCAGCCCGCUUGGCGCCGCAGUGGGCGACACUGCGGCAGUUGCACCGAAAAAGAAGCAAGGAAGCAACGUGUGGCUGUCUAUAAGUAUAGGGAUUCAGAAUGUUAGGAUUUUAUCAUUUUCA
Molecule: messenger RNA, 3275 nt
Organism: Durusdinium trenchii
Lineage: Eukaryota; Dinophyceae; Suessiales; Symbiodiniaceae
Source: the annotation of a GenBank genome assembly